CUUUGGCGACUCCAAUGGUUCUCGAUGGUACAAUUACUCCUAUUCGUAUUUUACUUUUCCACUCACAGGAACUAUCAAGUCGCACUAAUGGAUCUUGGAUAUGUGCCACAUUCGGUCCACUCAAAUUCUCGGCUAGUACAUCUGCCGUUAUGGAGGGCGUAGAGCUUUGUGUAACCGGUCCUGGAUGGAUUUACGUGCUUGUCGAUGAUGUUCCAGGUAAGGGUCUAAAGACCAUGGUGGGCGAUGACAAAGGUCCGGACAUCGACAAAGAAGCGCUGGAACAUGUCCUAAAACACACGGAGACCGUUUAAGCACAAUGGAGUGUCCUUCCUUUCCCCUUGUUUUCAUUCGCAUUCUAGUCUUCGUUACAGUUGGGCCUUUUACGAUACUAUUUCGCAUUGCUAUACCCUAACGUUACCUUUUACCAGUACAGUAUACCCUCCAAUCUAACUACUCAUGUGUACUUAGUUUUCUAGUCGACUGAGAACCAAUCAAAAAUGGUG
This is a messenger RNA of Guyanagaster necrorhizus, 503 nucleotides long. RefSeq lists its product as uncharacterized. Lineage: Eukaryota; Fungi; Basidiomycota; Agaricomycetes; Agaricales; Physalacriaceae. The transcript has 3 exons. The record is from RefSeq and is a predicted model, not a curated record. Bases 15 to 311 code for a protein of 98 amino acids.